Molecule: messenger RNA, 1734 nt
Organism: Pseudocercospora fijiensis CIRAD86
Lineage: Eukaryota; Fungi; Ascomycota; Dothideomycetes; Mycosphaerellales; Mycosphaerellaceae
Exons: 2
Source: RefSeq, a predicted model, not a curated record
CUGGCUUCGACUACAGCCAUCAAUGCUCCGACGAAUACGCCAAGUGCCCUGCGAGAACUCUACCAGCAGCUUUGGCUACUGCGGGACAAAGCAUCAAGCUAUGUGGACCUCUCGCGUCUACAGCUUGCCAUUCGAAGUUUAGAGUCUGACGAUCCUGUCAUCCGUGUAGCCUUCCUGGGUUUAGGAUCAUUAGGCGCAAAGGCAGCUCGAAAGUUGGCACGAGUGCUUCUAGCAGACGCGUUGAGCGACGAGGAGGCGUGGGAGAAAGAGCUUGUGGAAGUAGAGGAUGAGCGGAGUGUGCUCAUUAAGUAUGGCGAGACACUGCAAGAUACUGGAGUGCAGUCCACAAGCAAUCCCCUUGUGAGAGAGCUGCUCAUACCUAGUCCUAUGCUCAAGAGGUGGAAUGUCGAGAUUCUCGUCACCGGCAUGAAUACCAGUGGACUGUCUGGAAGCGGUGACAGUGUCAGGGAGCUUGAACAUAGCAUGAUCGUGCCAGCCUUGACUAUCCCGAACGCAGGAAGAGUUGGGUUCGUGAGAUAUCCUGUCCACAGAGCGGUCGUGGUCGCAGAAGGCGUGACUGGAGCUGUGCAUUUCGGCAGACUGCCAGCGUCAUUGACAAAUGGCACACAAAUGUCGGCUGCGCUCAGUCUGCCUCUGCGGCAGGAUUGGCCUCCGCAGACUGAGGUCGACGCGCAUGAGGUCGAUGUUGCACUUGCGGAACAUGCCUUGGCACUAUUUCGGACCAACAAAGCCAACGGUGCCAUCUUCAGCUCGGAAUGGCAGACAUCCAGGGUUGGUAAUGUUGGUAGCUGGAUCGCUGCCUCGGGAAGAACGGAUGGCCCAGACCUUUUGAAGCCUGCGGUUAAAGACCUGUUAACAUCGAUUCUGGGUCGCGCUGAGCUCUCUAUCACGAAUGCUUCUUCUGCUGCGGAAGCAUCAUCUACCAGUCUCACUGUUCCCGAUGCAAAACGACAGACACUUCUUUCGGCAAUUUCAUCGUGGUCGGAAGAAGCGCAUCGCGACUUGCAGAUGAAUCUCUCGGCAGCAUUGCUGUCACCCACGUGGCGGCGUACAACAUGGUGGCGUCUUUUCUACCGUAUCGACGAAGUCUCUAUUUCUGCCUCCGACGUUCUGCGGCGCGGCUGGCUUGCUGAAGCCGAGCAAAACCUUGCUUUUCUAUCAGGGCGCGUACUAGAAGCUGGUCUUGCCAACGCGCCAUCGCAGAAGAUUGAAACUGUGGCAGAGCUGCUGCAGGUCCCGCCAUUGCUCAGCAAGAUCAAGGAAAACACUGGAUUGAACGCUUUGUUCGACCCACCCUGGCCGCAGACAAUCCAAUUUGCAAGACAGCAGAUGUUGCACCAGCUCGUGCCGGCAAUGCAUCGGGAAGCACAAAAGCUGAUGUUGGCAAGUUUGAGCACCAUCGGGGGUACCGGCGCUCUUGGCGCAUGGCUGUGGGUCGCAAGUGGAGGUGUAGCACUGUAUGAAGGUGGAGCAAUCGCAGCACUGGGCUUAGUAUGGGCACUCAGAAGACUGCAGAAGAAGUGGACCAAGGAAAGAGAUGACUUUGUGGAGACAGCGCGUGAAGACGCUCGACGUGUGCUAAGAGACGUCGAGAGUAGGCUAGGGGCUCUGGUCCGCGAAGGUGGCCGGGUCGUGGUUCGUGAAGAGGAUAAGAAGGAGUGGCAAGAAGCCGGUCAGGCCGUGCAAGAUGUACGGAAGGCUCUUGACGAGGUG